Messenger RNA from Harpegnathos saltator (Jerdon's jumping ant), 1496 nucleotides. RefSeq names its product keratin, type II cytoskeletal 1. Bases 68 to 988 code for a protein of 306 amino acids. Lineage: Eukaryota; Metazoa; Arthropoda; Insecta; Hymenoptera; Formicidae. The transcript has 6 exons. The record is from RefSeq and is a predicted model, not a curated record.
UAAUUACAUCAGGAUCGCACACACGUCGAAUCGAUGACUAUAAAAGCACCGAGAUAAGAGGAUCUGCAUGCAGUACAUCCUGGCAAUACCGAACACGAUGGCUGUUCGCGCUUUUAACCUAGUGUUCUUAUUUUCAUUCGUGACGGCCCUCUUAGGGUUGCCAACUGUCAUUCCAGUAAUAGACGAGAAUCACACAUUGCCGACCGACUUGCAACCGCCUCCAAUAGAGAAGGAACAUCAUACAACAGUGUUCGUCCUUAAUCUAUACGCCGUAAAAAACAGUAGUAGCAAUAAGCCGGAGGAAAUGUUUCAGAAUGAAAUUAUCGAGGCUGUACCAGACAUACUGGAGCCAUUGGCCAUCGUUCUUCUAGUGGUUGAGAACGAUGAGGAGGAAAAAGAACAUCUACUGGUUGACCUCGACGAUUUCGCUGGGCAGUUGCAGGGCGAAGGUUACAAGGUCGAUAAGGUCAAUCAUAACGGCAAGACGAAGAUGCUCAAGUUGAAAUUGAGUAAAGAAGAGGCGCAGAAUAUGGUGGAAGCGGCUUCAAAGCCGCACGAUGACAUGAAACCCCGUGAAAAGAGAACCAUUUGUUUAAAGUGUGGUGGUGGCGGAGGAGGAGGUGGAUACAGGGGUGGGUAUGAUAUGGGUGGUUACUGUCGCACAUGUGGCGGCGGUUAUCCUUCUGGCGGUGGCGGCAAUUAUCCUCCUAGCGGUGGUGGCGGAUAUGGACUACAAAUACCAAUUGUAAUUGUACCCAUUGGAACUGGACAUGGACAUGGACAUAGAAGAGGACAUGGAGGCGGUGGCGGUGGUUAUCCAAGCGGUGGCGGUGGUUAUCCAAGCGGUGGCGGUGGUUAUCCAGGCGGCGGCUGCAACAGUUGCGGCGGCGGCGGCGGCGGUUACGGCGGCGGCGGCGGCGGCAGCUAUUCCCAGUCCUCUGCGCAGGCUUCGGCGCAAUCUUCCUCCAGCGGUUGGGGAGGGAAAUGAGCGAGAGAAGCACGCGUAACCACGUGAACAUGUUGCCAUCAUAUAUGAUUAUUACUCGCAACUUUUUUAUCGCGGGUAUUUAAGUGUCAUUUUGGAUAAUACUCCACUAGUGUCUACAAUUUUGAGUAUGAAUAAUCAGGAGCAACCGUUUCAUGCAUUAACUAUUUUAAUGAUGAAAAAAUAUGUUAUGUAACUUGUUUUUCAACUAAUUACAAUAAUAUUGGGAUUUAAGCAGCAAUUUAUUAUAGUAAAGGAUUAUAGUAAAGCUAAUCGUCUAUUUGCUUCAUUCGCAUAUCAUCAAGAUGUAGUGACGACAGUAAUUAAUCAUCGAUAGAUUCGGAAGAUUAAUACAUACCCUUUCAUAGAUUUAAUUUCCCAGAACAAUGUUGCGCUUACAAAUAUCUUUACGAUCGCAGAGCGUGCAAUAAAUAAUGGUUUGAAAUGUUUGUUUCAAGAAAUAAAAAUACACGAUAAGACUUAUCAAUAAAUGAAUAAUGCAUAAAGUUUU